UGUCCAUACCCUUCUUAAAGAACUGCUACGUGCAAUCUCACUCGAGGUGGGGUAUGAUUUAAUAUCAGCGGCGCUAUCAGGGACCGGAAAUGUCGGUAUCAGUUAAAUAUGACCAAAGUAAUCGAUUGAAAAAUCAUUCAACUUGAGUGAUUCGCCAAAUAUUCAGAUUAACUCCGAUUUCAUACCUACUUGGUCUCCUAUCUUUUGGGCAGGAUGAGCGGCCUGGUGGGCGUUAUCGACGAGGGAACCAAGACCCUUAGCUUCUCUAUUUACACAAUUCCGGACUUCAAGGAGAUCGCUGCACACGUGGUGGAGCUGUGUCUAAUCUCACCGAAGGAUGGCUGGUACGAACAGGACCCGCGUGAGAUCAUGGCCUCCAUCAACAAGUGCGCCGAGGAGGCCAUAAAGAUGUUGGCCAAUCAAGGAUUCUCCGCCAACGACAUUGCCACCGUGGGCAUCACCAAUCAGCGCGAGACCACGGUUGUCUGGGACGCAGUGACCGGCAAGCCGCUCUACAAUGCUCUCCUGUGGAAGGACAUUCGCACCAGCACAACAGUGGAGAAGAUUGUGGCCAAAGUGCAAGACCCCAAUCACUUCCGCAGCAGCACAGGUCUGCCCAUUUCCACGUACUUCUCAGCCCUGAAGAUCCGUUGGCUGAGGGACAACGUUCCCGAAGUGCGCAAGGCCAUGAAAGAGGGACGCUGCAAGGCCGGAACCGUAGACAGUUGGAUCGUAUGGAAUCUGACGAAUGGUGCGCUCCACGUCACGGACGUGACGAACGCCUCCCGCACGCUCCUCAUGAACCUGGAGACGCAGAACUGGGACCCCGAACUGCUACAGACUUUUGAAAUCCCAGAAGAGAUGCUGCCCAGCAUCCACAGCUGCUCGGAAGUCUUCGGGAAAAUCACCAUGGAUCGAAGUCCACUCCGCGGGAUGAUGCUAAGUGGGAUUAUAGGCAACCAGCAGGCCUCUCUCCUGGGUCAGAUGUGCGUGAAUCCGGGUCAGACAAAGAAUACCUACCGCUCCGGAUGCUUUAUCUUGUGCAAUACAGGUAAAAAGCCCGUUUUUUCGAGUCACGGUCUCCUCACCACAGUGGCCUACAAACUAGGUCCCCAGGCGCCCACAAUUUACGCCAUCGAGGGAGCUGUGUUGGUAGCCGGACACGCACUCUCAUGGCUUCAAUCCAAAAUGCGCAUCCUUCCUGACGUCAAGGAUGCAAAACGGUUCGCCGAGGAGGUGCCCACUUCAGGAGAAGUGUACUUCGUACCAGCCUUUACGGGCUUGUACGCACCCUACUGGCAGCCGAACGCCCGCGGCAUCAUAAUCGGUCUGACCCAGUUCACGCGGAAGAAUCACAUCGUUAGGGCGGCCCUAGAGAGCAUCUGCUUCCAGACCCUCGACAUCCUGGAGUGUAUGCGCCAGGAGUGUGGCUACAAGAUCAGAAAACUGCACGCCGACGGAAAGCUCUCCACAAACGACCUUCUUAUGCAGAUCCAGGCUGACACCAUUGGAAUGCCCGUAUUCCGGUCCCAGUUUGUGGACUUUACGUCAUUCGGAGCGGCAAUGUGCGCAGCCCAUGCAGACGGAUUGGACCUGUGGCGGUUCGAUCCGGAGAAGGAUUACGCCCACGUGAAGUACGACACUUUCCAGUCCACCACAAUGGAGGACGAGCGAAAGGAGCGCUACCGCAAGUGGAAGCGGGCCGUGAAGCGUAGCUUCGGGUGGGUCAUAAAUCAGGAGGAGACGAAGAUGCACGAAGACGAUGAGGGUAACAAUGCGAGGCUGCCCUCCCUCCCAGUGAACAUCUUCUUCAUUGGCAGCUUCGCUAUGCUGGUGCAUGCUAUCUCUCAAUCCCAUUCCCAUCGUGUCUAGGUGUUACUUCGAACUCGUAGGCAUAAUUUUGUGGAGAACUGCUGCGCGGAAUCUCCCUCCCAGUGGGGUAUUACUUAAUAUCAGUGACUCUAUCAGGGCCCGGAAAUGUCUCUGACAGUAUUAAAAUCGACCAAACUAA
Drosophila ananassae is the source of this 2011-nucleotide messenger RNA. RefSeq names its product glycerol kinase. Bases 214 to 1872 code for a protein of 552 amino acids. Gene Ontology annotation, biological process: glycerol metabolic process; glycerol-3-phosphate biosynthetic process; triglyceride metabolic process. The record is from RefSeq and is a predicted model, not a curated record. Lineage: Eukaryota; Metazoa; Arthropoda; Insecta; Diptera; Drosophilidae. Gene Ontology annotation, cellular component: mitochondrion. The transcript has 2 exons. Gene Ontology annotation, molecular function: glycerol kinase activity.